AUGGCGAACAGUACUCUCAAAGAGCUAGCUGCACCGGAUUUAAAUCAACAACCUUUAUGCAUCACAUUUCCUAAUAUUGCAGUUGAUUUUGAAUUAAAAUCUGGUUUAAUUCACUUACUCCCUUCCUUUCGUGGAUGUGCAGGGCAAUUACAAAUGGCACAAGUCUGUGGAAUAUGUUCGUUGCAAGGACAUCCCACCGAUAUGUGUCUAACAUUGCAACAAGACUCAAUGCAAGAAGCUAAUGCUCUAGGCGGAUUUACUAGUCAAUCUCAAAGGAAGUAUGGCCCCUUUUCUAAUCAUUACAAUUCUGGAUGGAGAGAUCACCCGAAUUUGAGCUAUGGGAACCAAGGAGGACAACAAAAGUAUCCUUCCCAAAAUUUCAAUAGACAACCUCAAGCUUCUAAUUCAGCUAGUAAAUUGGAGGCCCAAAAUUCUGGAAAACUACCUUCACAACCAGAAAUAAAUCUAAAGGAGAACGUUAGUGCAAUUUCUCUAAGAAGUGGAAAGGAGAUUCCUUCAGGCUCGAUUCCACUUAAGGAAAGUGAACUCAGCAAGGAAAAUGAAGAAGAAGCUUCUUCCAAGACAUCACGUAGGGUAAAAUUUGAUCCUCCCCUAUCUCUUUCAUCUCACACUCUAAUGCCUCAUUUUCCUAGCAGAUUAGCAAAACCAAAAGAAGAUGAGCAAGAAAAGGAGAUCUUGGAUACAUUUAGGAAGGUCAAUGAGCUCAUAUUUCCUGUCGACUUUUACAUUUUGGAAAUGGAUGGUAAUUCUUCAUCAAAAUCAGCUUCAAUUUUGUUAGGACGACCAUUCAUGAAAACUGCUAAAACAAAGAUCAAUGUAAAUGAGGGUACUCUCUCCGUAGAGUUUGAUAGAGAGAUUGUUAAAUUUAAUAUUUUUGAUGCAAUUAAAUACCCUAAUGAUGUACAUUCUCUUUGCCAUAUUGAUGUAAUUGAUCCAAUUGUGCAGGAAGUUUUUGCAGAAGAAAGUGUUGAUGACGAACAUGAAUUAGAUGAAAAUUUAAAUUUUGAAAGAAAUGAUUAUGAGAUUGGUGAAGAAGAACUAUUCUCAGUAACAAUAUAUGAACCCACAAAUCUCAAUGCUGAGAUAUCUAAUACUAAUGACAAAAUGUUACCUUCAAUUAUGCAGGCACCAAAACUAGAGCUGAAAGCCUUACCGGAUCACCUAAAAUACGUGUAUUUAGGUGACAAGGAAAUAUUGCCUGUUAUCAUCUCAAAAGGACUAACAAUGAAACAGAAAGAUGGCUUUUCAGGAUUCUAUCAAAUUCCUAUCUCACAGGAAGAUCAAGAAAAAACAACAUUCACUUGUCCUUUCAGAAACUAUGCUUAUAGGCGAAUGCCUUUUGGCUUCUGUAAUGCUCCAGGUACAUUUCAAAGAUGCAUGAUGAGUAUUUUUUCUGAAUAUAUUGAGAAAUGCAUUGAAGUGUUUAUGGAUGACUUUACUGUGUAUGGGGAUUCAUUUGAUGAAUGCUUAGAAAAUUUAACCAAAGUUUUAAAUUCUGAUCAUGCAGCUUUAAAGUAUCUUUUAGCAAAGAAAGAAUCAAAACCAAGGCUAAUUCGCCAUGAUUAUGCAUGUGGUGGACACUUUGGACCUAGACGGACUGCUAGGAAAAUCUUAGAUUGUGGUUUAUAUUGGGAAACUUUGUUUAAAGAUGCAUAUCAAUUUUGCAAAAGUUGUGAGAGAUGUCAAAAAGUAGGAGCACUAACUCGAAAGAAUAAAAUGCCUCAAGUUUCGAUUCUCAUAUGUGAAGUAUUUGAUGUGUGGGGGAUAGAUUUUAUGGGUCCUCUAUCCUCUUCUUGUGGUUUUUCAUAUAUACUUUUGGCGGUAGAUUAUGUAUCAAAAUGGGUGGAAGUUAAAGCCACCAGAACUGAUGAUUCUCAAACUGUUGUAGGUUUUAUCAAGGCUAAUAUCUUUAACAGGUUUGGAAUUCCAAAAGCAAUCGUCAGUGACCAGGGAACUCAUUUUUGCAAUAGAUCGGUUGCAGCCUUGAUGAAGAAGUAUGGAGUAAAUCAUAGAACAGCCACCGCAUAUCAUCCUCAAACCAAUGGACAAGCCGAUCUUUCCAAUAGAGAAGUCAAAUCCAUCUUGGAAAAAAUGGUGAGUCUGGGAAGAAAGGAUUGGAGCCUUCGUUUAGAUGGUGCUCUUUGGACAUACCGCACAGCUUAUAAAACUCCCAUAGGAAUGUCCCCUUAUCGGUUAGUCUUCGGAAAAGCAUGUCAUUUACCGGGCUUCGACAACCCGUUCAACGCAUUAUCACCGACCGAUGAGAGAAAGCUGCCCGGAGGGAAAUUGUCUAGGGGGGUUUUUGAUGGUUGGGAGUUAGAAUCCGGUAUUGAAUUUGCAAGGAAACGAUGGGAUGAGGCUGAUUUGACAGUGGCAGCAAGGAGGAGCAAUUCCCUCCUCAAGCUCGACAUCGACGGAGAAGAAGAAGAAGAAGAAAAGAAAAAGGAGGAGGAGAAGGAGGAUGCCGGCGUAAAGGAGUGGAUAGAAGGAAGUUUUGGUGGUUUGUUGGAGCUGCUCAGUGAGAAAAAACUAUCAGCUGCAUAA
Messenger RNA from Ricinus communis (castor bean), 2565 nucleotides. RefSeq lists its product as uncharacterized. Bases 1 to 2565 code for a protein of 854 amino acids. Gene Ontology annotation, molecular function: nucleic acid binding. Gene Ontology annotation, biological process: DNA integration. The transcript is spliced from 9 exons. NCBI's taxonomy places the organism in Eukaryota, Viridiplantae, Streptophyta, Magnoliopsida, Malpighiales, Euphorbiaceae. The record is from RefSeq and is a predicted model, not a curated record.